Molecule: messenger RNA, 3296 nt
Organism: Sorex araneus (European shrew)
Lineage: Eukaryota; Metazoa; Chordata; Mammalia; Eulipotyphla; Soricidae
Gene: RASSF3
Product: Ras association domain family member 3
Exons: 5
Coding region: 158-859 (233 amino acids)
Biological process (GO): signal transduction
Cellular component (GO): cytoplasm
Source: RefSeq, a predicted model, not a curated record
GGCCGGCUUGAGCGGCGGCCGCAGCUGCAGCAGGACGGCCCGCCGGCGGUUCGGGGCCGCGCGCCGGGGAGCUCGCGGGGCGGGCGCACGCGGCACCCCCUGCCUGGCGGCGGCCGGCGCCCCAGGGAGGCGGCCCGCGCGCGACGGGACCAGCAGCAUGAGCAGCGGGUACAGCAGCCUGGAGGAGGACGCCGAGGACUUCUUCUUCACGGCCAGGACCUCCUUCUUCCGGAGGGCGCCCCAGGGCAAGCCCCGAGCCGGCCAGCCGGAUGUGGAGAAAGAGAAGGAAACCCACAAUUACCUCAGCAAAGAGGAAAUCAAAGAGAAAAUUCAUAAAUACAAUUUAGCAGUCACAGACAAGUUAAAGAUGACCUUGAAUUCAAACGGGACUUACACUGGCUUCAUCAAGGUCCACAUGGAGCUCUGCAGAGCCCCGCAGACCGCGCCCGGCCCCGGGAGCAGCGACUGUUUGAACACGCUGCACAUCAGCAGCGCCAACACGGUCCGGGAGGUGAUCGAGGCCCUGCUCAAGAAGUUCCUGGUGACCGAGAGCCCCAGCAAGUUCGCGCUUUAUAAGCGGUGCCAUAGGGAAGACCAAGUGUACGCCUGCAAGCUCUCAGAUCGGGAACAUCCUCUCUACCUGCGCCUGGUAGCAGGACCCAGAACCGACACGCUUAGUUUCGUUCUUCGGGAGCACGAAAUCGGAGAGUGGGAAGCCUUCAGCCUGCCCGAGCUGCAGAAUUUCCUGCGCAUCCUGGACAAGGAAGAGGACGAUCAGCUGCAGAGCCUGAAGCGGCGCUACGCGGCCUACAGGCUCCGGCUGGAGGACGCUCUCCGCGCGGUGUGGAAGCCCGACUAGGACCCCGCGCCGCGCGGGACCUGCGGACAGGCCGGCACAGGCUCGCCCCCUCGGAGGGCUGCUUUCCUGCCCCAUGAUGCUCGGGUCGUCCCGCUUUUAGAUUUAGUGACAACCCCGCCCCUCCCCACCGCCUCCGGCCCCUGCUCGGGGGCGCCCCUGCCGGCAAGCUGUGAAUCUGCAGGCUCAUUGGCGCCUCCGAGGGCGCCUGGAGGCGUGGCCUGGGGGCUUGCUUUCUUGUUGGGUUUGUUGUGUUUUGUUUUUUUUUUAAUAUUUUUUCCCUCCCUCAGUUAUUCUAAAGAUGUGAUGAUGUUAAGCUUAAGGAUGUGCAAGUGCUCUUUGAAAGCUUAACAAGGACUCUGUCUGAAUACUAGUCCUAUGUUGAAACUACCUGUCCUUGAGGAAAAAAAGUUUGUGUCAGGAAACGUGCUCAUAGACUGAAAGGGGCAGGACGCGGGGGGCCCGGUGGGGGUUGCGUGAAGGGAUCUCUGGAGUUUGACGUAGAACGGAAAGAGCAAGUCGCCGGAGAGAGGCGGGGAGGGCAGAGGGGAGGUGGUUUGCAGGAUGAGUUGGUGGCCGGUGGAGCGAGGUCCAGAGUUUUGCAUGGAAAAUAAGGUUAAAGGUGUUCUGUUGGAGAGGCUGGGCAUGUCGCAGGAAGGUUUGGUCUCCCGGUGAGGAAAGGUGGGGACGCAGCUGAAGGAAGCGGGAGAAUGGCCAGGAAGGGCCCCGUCACUCAGUAGCUGGCCUGAGAACCUAGUUUUGGGGUAGGGUUCUUGUCUUUCCCACAGCCUGACCUCUCACCCCUCUGGGUGCCCUGUCUACCCGCCCCUGGCUUUGGGUGGGGGGGUGCCUGCCAACUCCUCGGAGAGAUGUCUCUUCGCUUCCCCACCCUGGUGUUCUGGGUCAGGAGGACAGUUCACCCCUGAUUGUUGCCUCAGAGGCUGGACAGUACAGAGUUCCGUGGAGCUGGUUUUGGAGGCUCGCCCGACAGUGCUCAGGAGCUGCUGCUCUGCAGUCCUUCCUGUUAGGCCGGGCUUCCCUUUGUGCCAUCUGCCCAGCCAGGAGCACGGUCGGUGACAAUCCCCUUCCCUGCCUCUAGUACUUUUUUUUCUUACAAAUUUUGAGGGCUCCUUCCAGCAGGGCUGUGGGGCGGUGGGCCCCACUCGCUCAGACCCUCUGCUCCAAAGGACCAGAUGAGGAUGAGGCGGCAGCCAUGGGGCGUGGGGCAGACCACCCAGAGGGCUUCUCACAGACCGGCCCGAACAAAGGAACUUCUUCCCGACAACCAAAGAGACACUCGUGCAAUAGACGCUCCCAGCCCCGAGUCACAGGGCCUCGACAUCUGUUUGUAGUUUAGUUUAAUUUUUUUUUUUUAAUAAAUUCCCAAGGAAUUGUUAACACGUUGGUGACACCUAAUGGAUUCCUUUUGAAAUUCCAAGGUGCUUCAGUUCUUUGCCUCUGAAGUGAGUUGUGCCUUACAUUGCGCCUUUGUGGGUGACCCCAGUGCGGAGACCAGCCCGGCCUGACGGGAGGCCUCGGGAAGGGCUGCUCCGCCGGCCACCCCUACGGGGACAAUCGUGUCUUUUCUGAGCUGCUUGAGGAAAGCCAGAAAAACAGAGGAAAUAGCUCUCGCUCUGAGAUCCGUCUGGCACAUCUUCUUUAACUUUGCAUGUAGCUUUUUAGUGCAUUGGUGGGGUUUUAGUAAUGGUCAACCAACACAUAUUGUUCAGGGAAUGCCUUCGUGGGUUUUUUUUUUUUUUUUUUGGUUUAUUUGUACGUUUGUUUUUUUAAAUAUUUACUAUUCAGACUAUUGCCUAGGUUUGAGUAUACUAUUAUCAGCCAUCUGGUCUCUUAAUUAUCCAUCCUGGUAAGCUUAGAGUUUGUGAAGCAUUUGUUUCCCAGAUUAAGACACUGUUAGAACCUAAAAUAGUUGCUGAUGGGUAUCUGUGAAUUUUUUUUUCUAUGACUUGAAGUAGGUUGUCUCUAAAGGGCGUCCUUGCCUGCAUUGUCUAGAACCUCGCUCAUUGUUUUCUGCACUACAGACCACAAUUUGGAAAACUUGACUGUUGAAGCAAGGUCAGUUCUUUGAAGACUGAUGUCCUCUCCCAAACACUGGUCACUGCAAUAGCAUUUUUUUAAUAUGUAAAAAGGCCACGAAGGCCAAAGAUUUUUUUUGUAAAAAAAUCAUUGCACAAAUUCUUACGUUAAAUUAAACUAAGCUAUAUUGUAAUGCUGUUUUCAAUAUGUGAUGGUACAGGAGUGAUGUUAAAUGAAGGGGCCAUUGUAAUGCAGGGGAGCAUUUUAAAUCACAGAAGUAAAAAAGGUUAUAAUAUUUAUAAUUUUUGAUGAGUUUUAAGUUUAUUUUUACAGGGAAGAUUUAUCUUUCCUACAAUUACUUCUGGAAUGACAAAUUGUUUCCAUUAUUAAAAAUUGAAAUGUU